Messenger RNA from Rattus rattus (black rat), 855 nucleotides. It is a transcript of the gene Prss57, whose product is annotated as serine protease 57. The transcript has 5 exons. The coding region runs from base 1 to 855 and encodes 284 amino acids. The record is from RefSeq and is a predicted model, not a curated record. Gene Ontology annotation, molecular function: serine-type endopeptidase activity. Gene Ontology annotation, biological process: proteolysis. NCBI's taxonomy places the organism in Eukaryota, Metazoa, Chordata, Mammalia, Rodentia, Muridae.
AUGCUGUCCUCCACAGCCAUGGUGCCUGGGACAGGAGGAGGCCGGGACUGCCUGAUGCUGGUCGCAGCGACUGCCCUGACCCAGCUCCUGUGGUUCCCUGGUUGCUGCGGAUCCCACAUUGUUGGAGGCCAUGAGGUGAAGCCACAUGCCCGACCCUACAUGGCCUCUGUGAGCUUCGAGGGCCAUCACUAUUGUGGAGGCUUCUUGUUCCAUGCACAUUGGGUGCUGUCAGCUGCCCAUUGCUUCGGUGACAGAGAACCCUCCACUGGCCUGGUGGUGCUUGGGGCCCAUGCCCUGCUCACCCCGGAGCCCACACAACAGGUAUUUGGCAUUGUGGCUGUUGUCAGCCAUCCUGAUUUCGAGCCGACCACACAGGCCAAUGACAUCUGCCUGCUAAGGCUGAAUGGCUCUGCUGUGCUGGGCCCCGCUGUGAGGCUAUUGCGACUGCCUCGGAGAGGUGCUAAGCCUCCCGUGGCGGGCACCCGGUGCCGCGUAUCUGGCUGGGGCUCCGUGUCUGACUUUGAGGAGCCUCCACCUGGGCUGAUGGAAGUCGAGGUGCGCAUACUGGACCUGAGCGUCUGCAACAGCUCCUGGCAGGGCCAGCUGAGUCCUGCCAUGCUCUGCACCCACAGUGGGGACCGCCGGCGCCGUGGUUUCUGCUCGGCAGACUCUGGGGGGCCCUUGGUCUGUGGAAACAGGGCCCAUGGCCUUGUAUCUUUCUCAGGCCUCUGGUGUGGUGACCCCAAGACUCCGGAUGUCUACACUCAAGUGUCAGCGUUUGUGAGCUGGAUCUGGGAUGUGGUUCGAGCAAGUCCAACCCCCGGUUCAAUGGGAUGCUCUUUGAGGGCUGUUUGA